Cryptotermes secundus is the source of this 6180-nucleotide messenger RNA. RefSeq lists its product as uncharacterized. The record is from RefSeq and is a predicted model, not a curated record. Gene Ontology annotation, biological process: regulation of transcription by RNA polymerase II. NCBI's taxonomy places the organism in Eukaryota, Metazoa, Arthropoda, Insecta, Blattodea, Kalotermitidae. Gene Ontology annotation, molecular function: DNA-binding transcription factor activity, RNA polymerase II-specific; RNA polymerase II cis-regulatory region sequence-specific DNA binding. Bases 26 to 3007 code for a protein of 993 amino acids. Gene Ontology annotation, cellular component: nucleus. The transcript is spliced from 10 exons.
UUUGUCUUGGUACAUUUAUGUACAUAUGAGGCACCAGUCCAGUAUCUGCAGUAUUCUCCAACCCAUGUGCAGUCUUGUCGCUCCUGUGAGAUCUAGCCAACAAGGAGUCAUGUAUGCAAGAUACAAGCAAGAGGCAGACUCUUGCAGUGAUGAUCAGCUUGAAAGGAAGGGCUGCUCAGGAGCUCUUCUUGAUAUGCUGGCUGAAGUUGCAUCACAAACUUUACAUUCUGAUCCAAGUGUUAAGUUGUCACCAAUCAAGAGACAAGCCAAAAGAGCAGCAGACCUCAGUUGUCACCUUUCAAACAAGAAAAAGCGAAUGGCUUGCCGUAGUCGAAGUGGAGAAGGGAACACAAUGGAUCUAGAACACCUUCGAUCACUAACAGCUAACCAUCUGCUGAAGCUGUUCUCUGAGUUUGAUGGUGAUGAAAUUCGUAGGAUAUUUACAUUCACUUGUUUUAUGGAACCAGAGCAGUGCCGUCAGCAGUUUUCAAGCUUUGGCAGUGAGGGUAAAGCCAGACAACAAAUGAAGAGUCAUCUUUUGGAACAUGUGCACCAGUUGGAACUUAAAGCAGAGCGUGGUUUUCAGUUCACAGUUGAGUCAGUUAGAGUAAGGCAGCGCCGUCUGGCUGAAAAGUUCAAUGGGUCAAACAGGAGGCAUAAUGUUAGCUCAAGGAUUAAAGUAGAACCAACUAUGAAAUCAGAGCCAUUAGAUGAAAAUGAUAGCAGUCUUCAUAAUAAGGAGAAUAACAAUUGUUCUCUUUCUGAGAACUGUGUCCUUGUGAAGCCAAAUCUAAAAGCAGAAAAGUUGCCCAAUCAUGAUGUAGUUGGAAAUUUGAAUGAGAAUAGUAAUAACAAGAGUGAGAUGGAAGCAGAAAGUAGUGAGGAUAAUAAUGGAUUAGGAUAUGAUAAUGUUGUAGAGAAAAUCUAUGCUACAGAAGAGAAGAGUGGCAACAGUGAACGUUGUUAUGGAAUUUAUGAAGAACACAAUUAUAUUAUACUUGAAGCAGAAAAUAAUAAUACUGAUGUGCCAGCUGUGGAUCACAGAAAGUGCACCUGGUCUGAAACUAAAAUUAGUCAGAAUGGAUGUGGAUUACAGUACCAGGAGAAACAGGAAAAAAUGAAGGAAGUAUCUGUCCCUUGUCAUAAGACUCCUGCUGCAGACUUGGGAAAAUUUAUGAUGGCAGAAACAUUAUGUGAUAUGGUAAUGGUCUGUGUAUUGGAAGAUGAUCAGUUACAAUUGAAGCAGCUGCCCUGUGUAGGACAAGAGAUUGAUGUAAAUACCUAUCAGUCAUUCUCAUACAAGAUGAUCAGAUCAGAUGACCUUCCAGUUGUGCAAGAUAAUAGAAAAGCCGAACCACAGGCUUAUAAUGAUGAAGUGAUGAGAGAAAUGAACUGUGAAAAGCGUAUUGAAAGGGAUGAAUACAUCCAAAAGAAAAAGCCCAAAGGGAAAGCUAAGUUUAUUGGACAGUCAAAAGCUGAAAAGGAAAUGGCUGUUCAUUUGAUUGAAAUGAUGAAACGGAAGGGAAAUACUGAGUCUCUUGAAUGCUACAUUUGCAACCCACCUCGCUCAUUUACUGCACCAACUACUCUUAUUAGCCAUUAUAGGAGCCAUGCAGGCAUCAAGCCCUAUGAAUGUCGAAUUUGUCGUUCAGUAUUCACCAGGCAGCACAGUCUAAAUUACCACAUGUUAAUUCAUUCAAACCAGACACGCUUCACAUGUACCGAUUGUGGCCGCAAAUUUCGACAUCCAUCUCAUUUCAAGGAACACAGACGUCGCCAUACAGGGGAAUCUCCAUAUGAAUGCUCAGAUUGCAUGCUUCGGUUCAAAACCCGUAAUACUUACAAACGUCAUCUGAAAACUCGUCAUGGGAAGGUACUGACUACUACUGGUGGCCUUAUCAUUUUGUCAGAGGAGGAGUUCCGUAGUGUUAGGACUCUACCCCGUUCCCCUCACAGCACAACUGCACAUGUAAAACAAGAACUACAAGGUGGGAAGAAAAGAUCUCAUAAAGGAAAGGGACGAUUUAAAAUUAGUGGUAAAAGGAAACCUUUGGAACUCUGUGGCAUGAUGAAUGAGGAAGAUGAAGAAGACAUUAAGGAAAAAACUAGUUUUAAUUUUAACGAGAGUACCUAUCAUCAGUCAGCAAUAGCUGUCACAAUUCCUGCCAAUAAGGACCAUGAAGAUACUAAAGAUUUAAUAGGCGUAGAAAAAACAAGUUGUAUCACUAAUUUUGAGAGUGAGGUUACGCUGCCAGUGGCAGAGUGUGAACCACCUCAGAAAUCUUUUCAAGAUAUUGUGGAAGAAGCCAUGCGACAGAGUAAUAUUUCUUUCACAGAUGAUUCAGAAAAUGAUAAAGCCAGUGUUGUGGUGUUGGAUGUACCUGUUACUAAUACUGAAAAUGUAUGCAACCCAAAAGACAGGACAUUUGAGAGUCAACAAGAAAGUAUACAACAAUUGGGUGUCUCUGCUGUCAACGUCAAGAGCAGUUGGAAUACAGUUAAUGUUCAUCUGAAAAGAACAAACAAAGGAAAGAGUUGUACAGCAACAAACAUAUUAGACAAUGAGUCAUUUCAUAGAAAUACUAAUAAGAAUAUUGCUCACUUACAACCUAUGCCGUUAAUAUUGCCUAAUGUGACAGGAUUUAAUCCUCUAAUGAUAAAUACAGGAAUUCACCAAGCACAGGCAUUACCCACAUUGCUGUCUAGCAAUGUGCAGGCAUCUCCUUUAAGUUCCUCCACCUCAUCUUCAUCCUCAGCAUCGUCAGCAUUCCUUUCACCUCAGUAUGAAGUGGAUAAGAAAAAUGCAGUCUCUAGACAGUUAGAAGCUGAAGUCUUGAACAUGGUUGAAUCAAACAGGUUCAAUAUUAUCAGUGCUAAUUCUCAGCAAGCUACUAUCAUGCUUGUAGCUGAUGAUUCUAACAGUUUCGCUACAGUACCACAUCAGAAUUACAUCUUAAAGGAUUUUGAAAAGAGCUCUGAAAAGAUUGUAAAUAUGCCACAAAUGUGAUUGGAGUCAUAAGUGGUUAGCACUGCCAUGGACAUAAAUAAUAAAUUGUUAGUUUGAAAUGCCUUUGUCAUGGUAAAAUGAGACUGGUGGCUGAGUGAAUCAGUUCAGGGAAAUAAUCUCAAUGGUGUGGGGAGAACAGGAAUAGCUUAAAGGUAUGGUUUCUGGAUAUUUUAGCAGUGCAAUGUGAUUUUGAGUUCACGUUACCAACUGUUAUAUACAACUUGUUGAUUGAAAGCAAGCACAUGGAAUGACAAAGUGUAGACAUAGUUUCUUUUACUUUUAUAUGAAGACAUUUUCUAAUUAAGUAGUACUGAAUGGUAUAAUUCCUAUUUUGUUACUUUUGUAAUCUCUUAGAAGAAUUAACGGUUAUAUUUCAACAUCGAAUAGAAGUGCAGAGUAGAUACCUAUGCAGAUAUAGAUACUCUGUCUGCAAAAACUGUUUAUAUAUGUGCACUUUUUAAAAAUUUAUAUUUGAAUCUAUUCAAGACUGAAUAUAUUAGAGGGAAAGUUACAGUAAGAAGUAUAUCCAGUACUUUUUUUCAAAUAAUCUAUUUGUAUGGUAACUUUUCACUUAUAUUAAAGAAAUACUAGUUAGUUUUGUACUCAGACUAAGGACAAGAGUAUAUUUUUUAAGAUACAUUUAUUUGGAUAGUGUUACUAUUUGUCGUUGUAUAAAUAUAUUCUUUAUUCUGCAGAUAUUUUAUAUUUGCAAUGAUGUGUUUGUUAAAUAUGAAACAAGGCUGUGUUUUGAUAUCUUAACAAAAUUAUGUGCAAAGGAAAUUACAAAUACAACCCAAGGGUUUUUCUAAUUAAAACAAUAUAUUUGGAAGUGCAGUUGAACCUGAUUAUAAUGCUUUGGAUAUAACAUUGAAGACCACUUGUUCCCCACAGAAUAUGCAUAAAGGAACUAUACUUUUUGCGCUGUGGUUAAGACUCCAGUUCCAAAUCAGAAUUCCUAGUACAUUCUAACCUAAUAACUGGGUUUAACUUUAAAUUAACAUAUAUGAAUUUAAGUAUAUGAAACAGCAGCACAUUUUUCUGGUGUUGCUAUCUACUUCUAUUAUAUUUUAUACUUAAUCAGUAGACAGUGCAACUUUAUUGUACAUAUUAUUACACUAAUGUUCUUUAGCAUUUGCAGACAAGCCCACAUAUCCAUUUUGUAAGCACUGUAUCCGACGUCUGCAAACUACAGCUGCUUUUUCAUCUGGUUUAAAGUAUGCCAAAUCUACUGAUAGGAGCAACUAUACUAGUCUUUGAAUAGUGGGACAGCUAUGUAAUGUAACGCAUUUAACCUCAGAAGUUAUAAUUCAAGGGAUAGAAAUUGGAAAAACUAAUAACAAUAUUGUAGCAAGACAGCAUUAAAAAACUUCACCCCAUUUACAUUGUAGAAUUUUCACUUGAUAUGGAGAAACAGUUAGAAGAUUCAUAUAUAGAAUUCAAUGAAUUGGAUUGAAUAUUGAUAUUUCAUAAAGAAUUUGGGAUACAGAGUCUGUGUGGGUACAGCAAAGGAGCAGUAUAGUGACUAAGCUACGCGUGGGAUGACAAAGGAGUCACUGUUCAAGAAGUCAGCAUUACAUAAAUAUGUUAAGAAAGAUGAAAAAAUACAAUGUAAGGGAGACAGUUUUUUAAAGAAGAUUCUAAAGGGUUCUGACAAUGCUGUAUAACACUUGGAAUUACUGGGUUUUUGGACUUUGUCCAUCAUCCAGUAUUCUACAAAACUUGAGAACAGAUACUCCAUACCACAGCAAACCUUCACAUCUAUAUGGUCUUCCAAAGUUUCACAAACAAGGAAUUUUUCUGAGACCUAUAGUGAGUUCCAUUGGUUCCCCUUACAAUGCCCUGGCUGGUUUUCUCCACGAGAUGCUGAGUCCUCUUGCUGGAAAGUCAGAAUCCUUUGUAACAAAUUUGGGGCACUUCAUACAGUUGUUGAAGUCUGUAAACCUUCAACUCUGGAUACCCAUGUUAGCAUUAACGUACCAGUUGACGAAUCCCUGCAGAUCUUCAGAAAUAUGCUCCAUGAUGAUAACACAUUUGGUGGUACGGUCUGUCUUGCAGAUCGAAGCCAUCAUGGAACUGCUUAAAGUUUGUUUGAGAACCACAUAUUUUCGGGUGGACGAUAAGUUCUUCCAGUAGAAAGAUGGUGUGGGUAUGGGAAGCUCUCUGUCACAUAUUGUUCGCAGCAUAUUCAUGGAGCAUUUUGAGAAACUGACUCUUGACUUCGCAUAAUAUAAACCAUCACUGGGUGUGACAUAUUUGUGGUCUGGCCUCAUGGCCUAGAGUGGUUACAGAAUUUCCUCAGUCACCUAAAUAGUUCAGGGUCUUCCUUCCAGUUUGCCAUGGAAAUAGAGUCACACAGUGCAAUUCCUUUUCUGGAUGUUCUGGUCAUCAAGAAAGGGGCAACACUGGCCACUAAAGUUUACAGAAAACCCACCCAUGCUGGCUGGUGUCUCACCUUCAUAUCUAACCUUCUGCUGAAUAUGAAAAGAGGUUUAGUUCAGAGUUUUCACAGUAGAGCUUCCACUAUAUGCCAACAUCUGUUGGAUGAAAUUAGUAACCAAAGAUGUGAUCUUUAGCUCAACAGUUAUCCCCAAGGUUUCAUCGACUUGGUAUUGAUUCCAAGGGUAGCAGCAGUCCAAAUAAAGAGAAACUUCUGUGCCCAGUUUAUAUACCAGAAAAGUUAAAAUGUGUAGGGACUUGAUAUAACAGACUUUAAAGUUAAACACACACUUAGGAGUUCACUCAUGGAAACCAGGGCAGAAAGAGAUCGCAAUAGAGGGCAUAGUGUGUCUGUAGCAUUCCCUGUGAAUAUGGCAGAAGCUACAUUAGUGAAGCAGGCAGACCUCUUAGCUGUGUCCCUCCGCGAGCAUAGGCAUAAUCUCAAAGAUGAUCUUCUAGAAAAAUAAAAAUAGCCCAACAUGCCUAUGAAGGGGGUCAUAGGGUAGGCUUAGAUGAAGCUGGGAUUUUGGAAAUUGAAAAUAACAGCAGGUACAAGAAAUAUGAAGAAUCAGCCCAUAUGACCAACCUGGUUUGGACAUUUCUCCCAUCUGGAUCCCCCUUAUUAGCAGUGAGCUUAGCAAAUUACAAGGAAGAUCAGUAUGAUCUGACAGAUUCUUCAUGGGCUUCAGUAAUAUUUUAGUCCUGAGGGCUCAGUUUUUAUUCUAAAGAUGGUGAUA